Molecule: messenger RNA, 418 nt
Organism: Phanerochaete carnosa HHB-10118-sp
Lineage: Eukaryota; Fungi; Basidiomycota; Agaricomycetes; Polyporales; Phanerochaetaceae
Exons: 1
Coding region: 31-285 (84 amino acids)
Source: RefSeq, a predicted model, not a curated record
AUCGACGCAGAGCUGCUCAAAGCCUGGGGUAUGGUCCAGCCUCCUGUUGGCCAUCCGGCCGCGCCCUCGUACCAGCGGUACGAUCGCGCAGCUAACAGCGGACGGGGCGGCUGGACCUUCGUUCCGUACAACGAAGCCCAUCCCGUGCUUAAAGGCGGUGAGAUUCAUAUUCGUACUCUCGGCGAAGAGGGCGAAUGUGAACUCGAGGUCAAGCAGCGGAUCGAUGGUCGUAUUUCCACCCCGCAGAAGACCUUCCGCUCUCUCCUAAAGGAAGAGCACGACUAGGGCAGACAUCCGAUUACCUGCCUUCCUCGGGCUCUUGCAGCCCCGCUGUGGGGAACCCACAGUGGCCUCACGACUUCCGUGUCGUCGAUCUCGCGCCGUACUUCGACAGCUGGGACGCUAUGGUCAAGGAGAA